AUGGCAGCAGCAAUGGCAUAUUGUACAAACAGUGUUUUCUAUCAACAUUCAUUGACUAAAGCAAGAACACAGUUUACACCAGUUUCUCGUCGAACAACUUUAUCACCAUCAACAUCUGCUUGUUCUACUGUUUCAAUAUCACAAAUUGAACAAUCAUCCAUUAUAAAAACAAUAAAAAAUGAUGAAAAUAACAAUCGUAAUCAAAUUGAAACUACAGAUAUAGCAAAUAUCAAUGAUAUUGUUGAUAUUACAAGUGAUGUUGAUGAUAUUGACAACGAUAAUCAAUUCGAGAAGGAUAUUCAUGAAGAACAAUUUCUAGCAUUUGUUGGUCUUCGACAUAAGACUAAAAAACCAAUUGUACGUGAACUAAAUUUACGAUCAUUAACAAAACGAAUAGCAUGUCCAGUAUGUCUACUUCCACUACCAAAAUAUGCUGAACGUGUUCGACAAGCUUUAUAUAUUCGAUUACCAUUCUUAAAAUUUUUAACUAUUACAUGUGAUAUUGAAAAUUUUUGUUCAACAGAUGAAAAUGCAAAAGCACAAAGUCUUCUACCACGUUCAACAACACAAAAACGUGCUUUAUCAACAUUAAAUCGAAGUCAAAGAAAACAGAAAUCACCAAGAAAAGACUUAAUCAACAUGACUCCUAAAAAUUCUCGUAAUAAUACAAGUAAACCCUCAAUGAGUAAAUAUGUUAAUUCAAUUCUUCAAUGUCAUGUUGUUCUUGAUCGUUUGGAACAAUCAACAAUUGAUGAAAUAAUACAAAAUUCAACUGAAAAUAAUAACAAAAUCAUUGCACCCAUAUCAACAUCAAAUCGAUCAUUACGUAAAUCUUGUAAAGCUCGUCGAUCAUCGUCAAUAGCUACAAAUAAAACAACAACAACAACAACACGAACAACUAUAACAACCAUGACAACAGAAAAAACGAUUGUUAAACGUAAAUCAACAGGAACAGAAAUCGUUAAACCAAAACGAUUUAAAUCAAUAAAUAAUAAUUGUGCUACUAAAAAUGAUAAUGCUAUAAAAAAUGAUACAUCUUCAUCCAUAUAUCAACGUAUUUAUUUAAAAUGUUUUGUUUGUUCAAAACGUGAAUAUGUUGAUGCACAAGCAAUAAAUAGUGAUGUUUUGCAUUCUCAUUGGCUUGAACAUGAUAGAGAUUUAUUAUUAAAUAUUUAUGAUUCCGAAAUUGAUUCAAUUUUAACACGUGUUGUUGAGUUUUUUAAUUUACCUAAACAACAUUUAUUGGAAGGAAAAAUUAAAACAGUCUUUAUGCUUAAUUCAAAAGAAAUACGACUUACGUCAACAACUAACUUAUCCUCAAAUGAUUCAUAUAUUGUUAUUGAUUAA
Messenger RNA from Rotaria sp. Silwood1, 1347 nucleotides. The record is from the annotation of a GenBank genome assembly. NCBI's taxonomy places the organism in Eukaryota, Metazoa, Rotifera, Eurotatoria, Philodinida, Philodinidae.